This is a messenger RNA of Myodes glareolus (Bank vole), 2499 nucleotides long. The record is from RefSeq and is a predicted model, not a curated record. NCBI's taxonomy places the organism in Eukaryota, Metazoa, Chordata, Mammalia, Rodentia, Cricetidae.
UCAGAAGCACGUUUUUAAAAUUCGCUUUCUAUUCAUAUUUUAUCUGAACAUUUAGAAAUUUAGCUAUUUGAAAAAUCUGAUCUUCAACCACGUGUAGUACAAUAUAGAAGAGAGAAAAAAAAGUAAAUUUUACCUCCCGCUUCAGAAAUACAACGAAUAAUCUGCUGCUCAGAAGAGAACGGUACUGACAGAAUAUAUUACUCAGGCGUGUGACUAUUCAGUGUUCAUCAGCGAUACGGCGGUCUACCAGGCUUUCCAAACACAGCAAGCCCACGGAAGCCAAGCCACCAUGACAAAGACGACUGCCGACAGGCACCGCUAUCUAUGCGGACUGGGGCAGGGACAUUGAUCCCUGCCUUCCAACUUCCCUUCGCCGGACUCAGGCUUCUCUAGGCUCUGACCCAGGCGUUACAGAGGCGGCAUGGAAAUAGAGGAAUCUACACUCAAACAAGGCACGUGUGGAGGAAAGGUCUACAGAACUACAAGACAGGUCAAGAAAAACGUGAAGGGAACUGGGCACCGCUACCCUUCUAUACGGAGAAAAAUGAUCACAGCAUGAACUUCAGGUGCCAGAAGACACCUUUCUUAACCGGCUUGCACUGAGAACCAAUUCCUGAAUCAACUCAGCAUGGCCUACAGAGGAGGAGGUGGGCAUGGCCAGCCCCCCUCAGUGACCCCUUCCCAGUUUAGCCCUGGAAGUCUAUCCACCAACAGCAGCACAACACAUAAUAUAUGCAUGGUGUCUGACUUUUUCUACCCAAACAUGGGAGGUGUGGAAAGCCACAUUUACCAGCUCUCUCAGUGCCUCAUCGAGAGGGGGCACAAGGUCAUAAUCGUCACCCAUGCUUACGGAAAUCGAAAGGGCAUCCGUUACCUCACCAACGGCCUCAAAGUUUAUUACUUGCCUCUCAGAGUCAUGUACAACCAAUCUACAGCCACGACUCUCUUUCACAGUCUGCCAUUGCUCAGGUACAUAUUUGUGCGGGAGAGAGUUACCAUAAUCCAUUCCCACAGUUCUUUUUCUGCCAUGGCCCAUGAUGCUCUCUUCCACGCCAAGACAAUGGGGCUUCAGACAGUCUUCACAGACCAUUCCCUUUUCGGAUUUGCUGAUGUCAGCUCGGUGCUCACAAACAAGCUUCUAACUGUGUCGCUUUGUGACACAAACCACAUCAUUUGUGUCUCUUAUACAAGUAAGGAAAACACUGUCCUACGAGCAGCAUUGAACCCUGAAAGAGUGUCUGUCAUUCCUAAUGCUGUGGAUCCUACUGACUUCACCCCAGGACCACUUCGCAGGCAUGACAGUGGGAUAACUAUUGUUGUCGUGAGCAGACUUGUUUACAGAAAGGGGAUCGACCUGCUCAGUGGGAUUAUACCUGAACUCUGUCAGAAAUAUCCCGAGUUAAAUUUCCUAAUUGGAGGAGAGGGACCAAAGAGUAUAGUUUUGGAAGAAGUACGGGAAAGAUACCAACUACAUGACAGGGUACAUCUUUUGGGAGCUUUAGAACACAAGGAUGUCAGAAAUGUCUUAAUUCAAGGCCAUAUUUUUCUUAAUACCUCCCUGACCGAAGCCUUCUGCAUGGCAAUCCUGGAAGCCGCCAGCUGUGGUCUACAGGUUGUCAGCACCAAGGUUGGUGGGAUUCCCGAAGUCCUUCCAGAGAAUCUUAUUAUUUUAUGUGAACCUUCAGUAAGAUCUUUGUGUAAAGGGCUGGAAAAAGCUAUUUUCCAAGUGAAGUCGGGGAUGUUACCAGAUGCAGAAAAUAUCCACAACGCAGUAAAGGCUCUCUACACCUGGCGGAAUGUGGCGGAGAGAACCGAGAAGGUGUAUGAGAGGGCGGGGAAGGAAGCCGUGCUGCCGAUGCAUAAGAGGCUGAACAGGCUCAUCUCUCACUGCGGCCCACUUACAGGCCACAGCUUUGCUUUGUUGGCUGUGUUCAGCUAUCUUUUCCUCAUGUUCCUGAGAUGGAUGACUCCCGAUUCGGUCAUUGAUGUGGCAAUAGAUGCCACUGGGCCGAGGGGAGCGUGGGCUCAUGAGUGUCCUCAUGACACAAAAGGAGACGAGACUGACAAGGUAUCCAAAGGCAGGUGGAAGUGAGUCUGAACUGUAAACUUUGGCAGUUCUAUUAACACAGUUGAAAAUAACCUUGUUCUUUUGUUUUUGAGCUUUGACUUUGACUUGAUUCUGCUUUUUAAGUCCUAGGGACCAGUACCACUGCUGAUACUAGUGUAGGCUUAAAAACUGACUUAUUGUUGUGUGUGUAAGACAUGUAUGUAGGUUAGAACAAUGUUUCUAUAUACAGACCCUGAUUAUAACUGUCAGUGUAUGUGGAAACACAUCGUUCCACCCAGCUACUUACAAUUUAAAGUGAAGUGAACAUUGAAGAAUUUUCUAAUAAGACUGCAUUUUUUUUUUGUUUGUUUUUGUUUUUCGAGACAAGAUUUCUCUGGGUAACAGUUCUGGCUGUCCUAGAACUCACUUUGUAGACCAGGCUGGCCUCAAAC